Messenger RNA from Lasiodiplodia theobromae, 1530 nucleotides. RefSeq names its product DNA primase large subunit. NCBI's taxonomy places the organism in Eukaryota, Fungi, Ascomycota, Dothideomycetes, Botryosphaeriales, Botryosphaeriaceae. The coding region runs from base 1 to 1530 and encodes 509 amino acids. The record is from RefSeq and is a predicted model, not a curated record. Gene Ontology annotation, cellular component: alpha DNA polymerase:primase complex. The transcript has 3 exons. Gene Ontology annotation, biological process: DNA replication, synthesis of primer.
AUGCAGCGGACAUCCUUCACGCGCAUUGACCCCAAGCGGCGCGCAGACGUCGACUUCAAGAAACGCCAAUUCGCAAAGCCGACAUGGAGAGAGCAAGAAUACAAGCACAGGCUUAACUUCUACAUCUUACCACCCACCGCAGAGAUUACACUCGAGGAGUUUGAGGAGUGGGCAAUCGCAAGACUAAAGGUUCUCUCCGAGCUCGAAUCAUGCAGCUUCCGCAACCGCUCGCCCGAAGAGACCGCCUCGUAUAUGGCACCCAUUCUGGAGAAGCACCUGCCGCUGCACAGCAACAGCAGCCGCAGCUCGCAGCUGGACGCCGAGCGUAAAAAGGAUCACUACUCGCACUUCAUCCUCCGCCUCGCCUUCUCCGCGACCGAGGAUCUGCGUCGCCGCUUCUCGCGCCUGGAAACAAUGCUUUUCCGCCUGCGUUGGCGCGAGGAGAACGUGAACGAAAGGCGUGAGUUCGUUGACAGCUUGGAUAUGGGCGGCCAGUGGGAGAAGGUUACUGAGGAGGAGAAGAGGGAGCUGGGCCAGGAUCUGCUCAGCGCGACGGCGGGGGGCGGGUUCGGGAAGAGGACGGAAGAGGAGGGCUGGUUCAAGGUGGAUUGGGAGAAGGUGCCGGAGCUGGUGGAACAGAGGAAGGUGCUCAUCAGGAGAGGAGUCGCUUAUGUUCCUGUGAGGGAGCAGGCGAGCUUGAUUGUUGCUGAAUACACGAGGAGGUUGGAUGAUGCGCUUGAGCUGACCUCUCGCGCACUGCCCCGGCUGGACGAAGAUGACCGCCUUUCCCCUAUCCUCUCUCACCUUUCGAAUAACUUCACCGCCCCGGAUACCACGUAUUCAUCCGAUACCUCCAUCGACGGCCUCUCCGCUCCCACUGCCGCCUCCGUCGAUGCGCUAUCCAAGCACUUCCCCCUCUGCAUGCAGCACCUGCACCGCACCCUCCGCCAAAACUCGCACCUCAAGCACUUCGGCCGCCUGCAAUACACCCUCUUCCUGAAGGGCAUCGGCCUCUCGCUCGAAGAAUGUCUGAUCUUCUGGCGGCGCAGCUUCAAGCUCAUGACCGACGAGAAGUUCAACAAGGAGUACCGCUACAACGUUCGCCACGCCUACGGCGACGUUGGCGGCGACGCCAACCGCCGCGGCCGCGGCUACACGCCCUACUCCUGCCAGAAGCUCACCACCGAGCCCCUGCCCGGCCCCGGCCAGACGCACGGCUGCCCGUACCGGACUUUCGCACCGGAGAAUCUGGUCUCGUUGCUCCAGCAGACGGGCGUCAAUGACGGGCAGGUGCUGAGGGAGGUCAGGGACGAUGUCAAGAGGCAGCGGUAUCACAUCGCGUGUAACCGCGUCUUCGAGUGGAAGCAUAAGGGUGAGAUUAAGAAGGUUAAGGAGGAGGGCACGUGGGGGGCCAGCGAGAUGGAUACGAUUUUGCAUCCGAACGAGUACUUCAAGAGGAGUUUUCUGCUGGGUCAUCUGGGAGAGGAUGGGGGCAGCGCGUUGAAAGAGGGGAUUAGGUCGCAAGGUUGA